Molecule: messenger RNA, 1230 nt
Organism: Trichoderma reesei QM6a
Lineage: Eukaryota; Fungi; Ascomycota; Sordariomycetes; Hypocreales; Hypocreaceae
Exons: 4
Coding region: 115-984 (289 amino acids)
Cellular component (GO): intracellular anatomical structure
Molecular function (GO): oxidoreductase activity, acting on NAD(P)H, oxygen as acceptor
Source: RefSeq, a predicted model, not a curated record
GCAUAUCUCGCUCCGUACCACCAAGCCCCCGAGCUCUACUCUCCAUUGUCGCUGCCACGUGUACAACAUUCUGACCGUAACAGCAGCCCGUUAGCUACCGCUCCUUAUCAAAACAUGGCGCCCUCUAUCCAGGCCCCCCCGGUGCAGCUCUUCAAUGGCGCCGCCGGACCCGUCCCCCAGUCUCACUUGCUCCCCGAGUUCAGUAUGAAGGACAAGGUUGUCGUCGUCAGCGGUGGUGGAAGAGGAUUGGGCCUGGUUCAGGCUGAAGCACUGAUUGAAGCAGGCGCCGUCGUACACUGCAUCGACAUCCUGCCUGAUCCGUCUUUGGAUCCCACGUCCGAGUUUGCUGUCGUUGCUGCACGUGCCAAGAAGGAGCUCAACUCCCACUUGACAUAUCACAGGGUGGAUGUCACCGAGGAGCCGCAGGUGAGCGAAGUCUUCGAGAAGGUUGCAGCGAAGGAAGGUCGCUUGGAUGGCUGCCUUGUCGCUGCCGGAAUCAACUACGAGAGUCCGGCCCUCGAGUAUUCCCCCGAGCAGGUUGACCGGAUGCUUCGCAUCAACGUCAAGGGCGCAUUCCUGACAGCCCAAGGCGCGGCUCGGAUAAUGGUUCGGUUUGGGACGCCUGGAAGCAUCUGCCUCAUUGCCAGCAUGAGCGGCACCAUCGCCAACCGUGGCAUGUUUGCAUCACUAUACAACACCUCCAAGGCUGGUGUCAUGCAAAUGGCUCGAAGCUUGGCCGCUGAAUGGGGUGUGCACGGCAUUCGUGUCAACACACUCUCGCCUGGAUAUUGCACGACCCAGAUGCUCCUCAACCUGUUUGAACAGUACCCAGAGCGAAAGGCGCAGUGGCCCACGGAGAACAUGCUCCAGCGAUUCAGCGAGCCCAAGGAGUAUCGCGGCGCCGCCCUCUUCCUCCUCAGCGACGCCAGCAGCUUCAUGACGGGUAGCGACCUCCGCAUUGACGGCGGACAUGCUGCCUGGUGAAAUUCUGGUUCCCAUCGCUACCGCAUCGCUGGUAACAAACUUGUAGAUUGGGCCCGUUGUGCCAUGGUUGAACAUGCUGGGAGGAACAAGGGGUUGAUUUGUGUAAAUUUGAGCGUUUGUCUAUGUUUCUCGAUUUGGUGUUGGCAAUAUGAGAAAAGUUCAGUGAGUCAACUGCAAUAUCGAUGUGGAUGUGAUUAUUGAGCCGGAAUGUGCGUCAAGACACCAGAAGGUCCAAGUUUGCUCAGC